Neocloeon triangulifer is the source of this 1230-nucleotide messenger RNA. RefSeq names its product serine dehydratase-like. Gene Ontology annotation, molecular function: threonine deaminase activity; L-serine ammonia-lyase activity. The record is from RefSeq and is a predicted model, not a curated record. The transcript is spliced from 5 exons. Gene Ontology annotation, biological process: L-threonine catabolic process; L-serine catabolic process. Bases 45 to 1028 code for a protein of 327 amino acids. NCBI's taxonomy places the organism in Eukaryota, Metazoa, Arthropoda, Insecta, Ephemeroptera, Baetidae.
UGGCGGCUGUUUAGUGUGCGCAUUGGCCUCCAAAAACAAACACCAUGUCGGAGAUCAAGUGCCCCAUCUUUAUAGAAACUCCGCUGAUUUAUAGCAACAAAUUGAGCAAGUUGGUCGGCGGCGACAUUUACUUGAAGCUCGAAAAUGACCAGCCGUCUGGGGCGUUCAAACUUCGCGGCAAUGGGUACCACAGUCAGAAGGAGGUGGAAAGAGGAUGCAAAAGGCUCAUCACCGCCUCCGGAGGCAAUACAGGGAUGGCGGUGACCAGGGCAGGUCAAGUUUUGGGCGUCCCAGUCACCGUUUUCAUCCCCAAGAGCACCCCGCAGAUGGUGAUCGACGUUUUGAGGGAGCAAGGGGCCGAGGUCACCGUGCAUGGAGACAACUUUGGCAUGGCAAAUGAUCGGGCCUUGGAGGAAGCAAAAAAACCGGGAUGCUCGUACAUCCACCCCUACAUUCACCCAGAAACUUGGCAGGGUCAUUCGACUAUGGUGGACGAAAUUGCAAAGCAGUUGGGACAAGGAGUGCGACCAGGUUGUUUCAUUGUUUCCGUUGGCGGUGGAGGCCUUGCUAAGGGUGUGCUAACUGGAAUUGAGCGCCAUGGAUGGGCCGACGUCCCUGUAAUUGGGGUUGAAACCGAGGGGGCCGAUUGUUUGAGAAAAGCGUUGGAGGCAGGAAAGCCCGUUGAGCUCGCAGAAAUUACAAGUAUUGCAGUUACUCUUGGAGCGAAAAUGAUUUUGACCGAAUUGUUUGACGAACUUCCAAAAUUUAAUUUCAUUCCGCAUGUUGUCACCGACAAACAAGCAGUUCAAAGUUGUGUCAGAUUUGCAGAUGACCAUAGAAUUUUGGUGGAGCCUUCUUGUGGAGCUGCGCUUUCGGUAAUUUAUUUCGACCUGCUGAAGGAACUCAUUCCAAAAGGAAUUAAAGGGCCAAUAGUGGUCAUAGUUUGUGGCGGAUCAGGGGUUUCCCUAACUCUUCUGCAAAAGUGGGCCCAACAGUUUAAUCUUGAUUUCCCUUACAAAGGACACUAAAGCAAAUGAGAGGACAUCUUUUUAUCUUAUUAUUCAUUCAAUCGAAAGUGUUUUAUUAACUUUCACUUUUAAAUCAACAUCUUAAUAUUGCAACAUGCUUUAUAUAAAUGAAUCUAGCACAUGGCAUAAAAUUAUCGCAAAAUAAUUGAAUAAAAAUAAAUCUGUUGUCCUUUGCAGGAACAGUAACAAUAUUUAAAUUUUA